GUCAAAGCAUGACUCUGCUAUCAAACACUCCAUGGCGAAACGCGCUCCUCUUUUUGGUCUCACAAGAUUCUUCUUCUACUCUUACUCAUCCCAGAUUUCUCUUCACAAAAUGCUCCAAGUUUCUUCGAUAUAUACACACACAGCAAACAAUACGGCACCCACGAAUAGAAUGACCUUCUCGCACAUUUUCCAAGAAUGCGCCAAUCAACGAGCAUACAACCCGGGGAAACAAGCCCAUGCUCGCAUGAUCGUUACUGGGUUUGCUCCAACGAUUUUUGUUACUAAUUGUUUGCUCCAAAUGUACGUCAAAUGUGUCGAUUUAGGAUAUGCGUAUAAGUUGUUUGAUCAAAUGCUUGAAAGAGAUGUGGUUUCAUGGAAUUCGAUGAUUUUUGCCCAUGCAGCAUGUGGAGACAUGGGAACUGCGAGGAUGUUUUUCGAAGAGAUGCCCGAGAGAGAUGUUGUGUCUUGGAAUUCUUUGGUCUCUGGGUAUAAUCGGAAUGGUGAGUGCUUGAAGUCCAUUGAGGUUUUCGUGGAGAUGGGCAGACGGUGUUUGGCGUUUGAUCAUAAGACUUUUGCUGUCGUUUUGAAAGCUUGUUCUGCAUUGGAGCAGUAUGAAGUGGGAAUUCAAGUUCAUGGACUUGCAGUUCGAAUGGGAUUUGAUUGUGAUGUGGUUACAGGGAGUGCUUUAGUAGAUAUGUAUGCAAAAUGCAAGAGAUUAUGUGAAUCAGUUUGGCUAUUCCGUGAGAUUCCAGAGAAGAACUGGGUGUCUUGGAGUGCUAUAAUAGCAGGUUGCGUUCAAAAUGAUCAGUUUGUUGAGGGUCUGGAACUCUUCAAGGAGAUGCAACUAGCAGAAACUGGAGUGAGUCAAUCUACUUUUGCAAGUGUUUUCAGAUCAUGUGCUGCUUUAUCUGUAUUAAGAUUAGGCACUCAGUUGCAUGCUCAUGCCUUGAAGAAUGAUUUCGGAUCAGAUGUCAUUGUGGGAACCGCCACUUUGGAUAUGUAUGCAAAAUGUGAUAGUAUGUUAGAUGCGCGAGAGUUAUUUAACUCAUUACCAAGUCAUAAUCUGCAAUCUUUUAAUGCCAUGAUUAUUGGGUAUGCUCGAAAUGAUCAGGGCCUUGAAGCUUUGCUCUUGUUUCAGCUUUUGGUGAGAUCUGUUCUUGGUUUUGAUGAAGUAAGUUUGUCUGGAGCAUUCAGUGCUUGUGCAUUGAUAAAAGGACUUUUCGAGGGGCUUCAAGUACAUGGGCUUACAGUGAAGAGUAACUUUAGGUCAAGUGUUUGUGUAGCAAAUGCCAUGAUGGACAUGUAUGGAAAAUGUGGAGCUCUAGCUGAAGCUUCUUGUGUGUUUGAUGAAAUGAAUACACGGGAUGUUGUAUCUUGGAAUGCUAUUAUUGCAGCUCAUGAGCAGAAUGGAAAUGAUGGGUAUUCUCUUUCCUUUUUAGUGUCAAUGCUC
Carica papaya (papaya) is the source of this 1450-nucleotide messenger RNA. Its product is annotated as Pentatricopeptide repeat (PPR) superfamily protein. Gene Ontology annotation, biological process: RNA modification. Lineage: Eukaryota; Viridiplantae; Streptophyta; Magnoliopsida; Brassicales; Caricaceae. The record is from RefSeq and is a predicted model, not a curated record. Gene Ontology annotation, molecular function: RNA binding; protein binding.